This is a messenger RNA of Pseudomyrmex gracilis, 2928 nucleotides long. RefSeq lists its product as uncharacterized. The record is from RefSeq and is a predicted model, not a curated record. Lineage: Eukaryota; Metazoa; Arthropoda; Insecta; Hymenoptera; Formicidae. The transcript is spliced from 8 exons. Bases 590 to 2458 code for a protein of 622 amino acids.
UGUGUGUCAAUGCGAGCCACGGCCACGGCGGCGUAUCGAGCGUGAAGCGCGCGCGGAUAUAGGUAUCGCGCGUGUACAUAUUCUCUCUCGCAUAGUCUCCGAUCAUACGCGGACGCAGCGCGGAAGUGUCAUCAUCAUCAGUGCCGCUGCAGCCAAGCUGCAGCUCUCGCGCGAUACGGAUACCUCUCUCUCGAGGAGCGACCAACGUUCUUGUAUGUGGAGCAAGAGGCCGAGCAAACGGACGAUCGUCGGGAGUUGAGGUGGUGCCGGAUUUCGGUUUUUUUAAACCGCUCACGUUCGUUUAUUGUUACCGGUUUCGUGUAAGCGACCGCGCGAGCUCUGACUGGCACGCAAAAAACCGUGUACGUUGGGGCUUUUCAGGAAUCUCGAACGUGAAUGUGUACCCAUCGCGGUGUCAUCCUCGCGCGAUCGCAGACAACCCUUUUCCCGAAGGCGCCGCUAUGCUGACACCGCAGCAUCAAUUGGAUCGCAGACAGUAGCUUGAAAAUGGGGUUGAAACGACGACGUAAUAAAAUGAGCGGGACGUCGAUGAAGUAAAAUCGGCUUUUAGAUUUCUUCUUGGAGAAAGAUGAUGACUGCCAUGGCACGUUUACCCUGCAAACAAUCGUCCUCGCCUUCGCAGCAGCCGAGAGUGAACAAUUUCGGAAACAGUCGGAAUCCUUACUGGGACAUGCAGCAGGCCAGACAUCCCGCGCCGCCGUAUGUCAGAAAUCAUCAUCGGCAUACCGAUCAUACAGGGAAACGGAAGAGCGCCGUUGAGCUGCUGCAAGAGACGAAAGCCUUCUACGUGAAGAGCGAGACCGUGUUGGAUCGGAAACAGGAAUUAAAGAACAGCGGCCAUCUGCAGGUCUCGCAGCUGAGCGCACCGGGAGCGCCGCCUUCCAGAUUAUUGCGAAAAUGUACCGGCAACUCGUCCGCUUGCCCGAUGCAACCGACGUCACCGUCGCAAUUGCAACCGACUCCCCUGACGGCGCCUUGCUGCUGGGUUUCGUGUCACGAACAGGACAGACUAGAUGGAAGUCUUCUGAGUCCUCAACAAACACUGCCACCCGCGCUGCCACCGAAAAGCCCACGUUUGGUCCCGGUUCCCCAGAGACGUACGAUUUCAGGACCGCCCAGCGGUACCGGAGGCGAUCAGUUGCAGACCAAGUUACGUCGGCUGUUAAACACCGACAGCAAGGAGAACGUAUUCUUUCCGGAUAGCCCGCCGCAAAGCACAACGCAGAGUAAUGGCGUGCCACCGCGAGAAGAAAAAUUCCGGUACUCGCCCGGUAGUCUCUCGCCGGGUUGCCGAGACGAGGAUCAUAUAUUGCAUUGCGGGGAGCAGGAUGUUCGCUUCAAAUUCGGCAGAAGCAACUCGCAUUCUCACACUUCUGGCAGAUCUGCUCGAAAAUCAAACAGUUCCCCGUCGGUGGAAAAUACGUCACAAUGCCACAAAUCCUUGCCGGAUCUUCACACAAGUACACGUCGACGAGCGUCACUCUCACCACGCGCAUCUACAAAGUUAUCUGCAAAGCCAUCUGCUCAUCACCAGGUUACGAACACAAGUAAUUGCCCGGAUUAUGAAACUAGUUCAGAUUAUUCGGAUCACAGCUUUAAACGCGACGCCGUGUGUUACCGCAGUUCUCGUCACAUUAGACGAUCUCUGGGAUCUGGCGGUGGUGAUGCCAGCAGCGUGUUAUCUUCCGGUGGACGCACGCAAAAGUCAUCGGGUUCCAGUAAAUUGAGCCAUGGCGCGACGGCUAGAGACUCCGGCGGUUCUUCCGGACAUUGCACUCAUCGCAGCGAACCAGCACCUAGGAUACAAGAUUGCUGGACCCAUAUUCGAAGAGACAGCGGCGCGUCCACGCAACAUUCCACCGAGAAAGAUCGAUCGAGAAAAGGUAGCUACGUUGGCGGUACACCGCCUUCUGUUGUGAGACAAUAUAGCCCGGAUUCUGAAAGUAGCAACAGCCAAACGGAUUACAGCCCGACUUGUAAUUCGAGGUUUUCCGACGGUUGGAAAGAAGGUCGUGGUCGACCGAUUUUAAGAUCGAAGUCGGACAUAAGCGAUCGAUACUGGCGCCAAGAUAACAAUCGUUCCGGCAAAGUAUCUUCACGCCCACCGCGGUCGAUAACUCAGCUCGAGAACUUUUUCGAUCGCUUAGGUUUGGAUUCGGACAACUACAAGCGUAUAACGGAACCGGAUUCAAAAUCGUCGUCUCCCGUAUUCUUCGACAGCGUCAGUUCCGUGGAUUCCGCGUUAGGUCUCUAUUCCUGGGUUGGCAGUAAUCAAACGAACCAGGGUAGCCAGUGGCAGAACAAUUGCAGUAUUGGAAUGGGUAACGACGAGUGCAACCAAAGGGUGAACGAUCCGCCGAGUAUCGUCGAACGAAACGCGCGUAUUAUAAAAUGGCUUUGUCAAUGUCGCAAAGUGCAGUUAGACAGGUACAGUUAAACAACGAGUUUCUUUACGUGGAUAUAUAUAUAUAUAUAUAUAUCAUUUUGAGAAUAAUGGUAUAUUUAAAUAUUUUAAAUCAACGAGAAAGAUGGUAGUUUGUCCCUCCCUAUUUUACAAACAAUUUGUAUCAAAUACUAUAAUAAUCAGAAAUACAUUCCCUGUAAAUGUGGAAUUGAUUGACGCUUUUUACGCAUAAUUUAAUCUUUAAGAAUUUUUAUCAAUCCUAUAUAUAUAUGUAAUUGUUUACAAAAGGACGAUUAUUGUCGUUUUAAUUUAUUGCGCUUAAUAGAACAAAUCUGUGCCAUUUUAUAAUUAUCUGUUAAAGUUAUGUAUGUUAUGUGUGUAUCUGCAAUUAUCGUUAUAUAAAUUCAGAGGUAAAAAGACUUUUCAGAUUUACAUUUAUAUAUGUAUCUAAUUGUUACGUUAAUUUUGCUAUUAAAAAUUUGUAUAUAGAUAUAGAAAAAUUU